AUGCGCUUCUUUACCUCCCUCGCUAUCGCCGCCAUGGCCGCCGUCGUCUCGGCGAACAGCAAGGCUAACCCCUUUAGCAUUCCCACCGAUGGUUACACCUUCACGACUGGCGAGGCUACUGCCCUGAAAUGGGAGCCUACCACCACCGGCACUAUUAGCUUGAUCCUGCAGUGGGGAGCCGUGCUCAACGGUAACAGCGGCACUGUCAUUGCCUCCAACAUCGCCAAUGACGGCAGCUACACAUGGAAUGUGCCUUCCAAGCUCGCCGCCGAGCCCGACUACACCAUUAAGAUCGUCUCGGACGAGGAUAGCAAUGACUACAACUACAUCGGUCGUUUCACCGUCGAGGGUGCCACCGUCUCUGUCUCUUCUUCCAGUGCCAGCUCGACCGCCACAUCCACUUCUACCGAGUCCUCCACCGAGUCAUCUACUUCCGCUACUCGUACCAGCACCGGCACUAGCACUUCGGAAACCUCGGCCUCGAGCUCUUCCGCCACCACCAGCGGUUCCACCACCUUGACCACUGCUUCCAGCACUGUCGCUAGCACCUCUGCCUCUGCCACUACCUCUGAGAGCUCCAGCACUGCCGAGUCCACCUCGACCAGCGCCAGCUCCUCGGCUGCUUCCCAGAGCGCCGUGCCCACCACCAACGCUGGUAUCGCCAACCGUGUCUCCGGUGGCAUGCUUGCCAUCGUUGCCGGUGCUCUGAUGCUGUAA
Messenger RNA from Penicillium crustosum, 717 nucleotides. RefSeq names its product GPI anchored serine-threonine rich family protein. The coding region runs from base 1 to 717 and encodes 238 amino acids. NCBI's taxonomy places the organism in Eukaryota, Fungi, Ascomycota, Eurotiomycetes, Eurotiales, Aspergillaceae. The transcript has 2 exons. The record is from RefSeq and is a predicted model, not a curated record.